UUUUCGUUGCCAGUUGUUCUGAUUUGUGGAUGUAGCGCUUUUGUACAAGAGCUUGAUGACAGGUGAGACUGGCCAUAGAAUAUUUCACUAAUAGCUCUGUUAUUAAGUUUUAGAAAACAGUUAUCACAAGCUUAAAAUUAUGCGUAUUUUUUACCGAAAAUAUGAUUUUCUACAGGUUUAUUAAACCUGGGUUUUAAUUUCGUAUCUAGGUAGAGUCUCCUAAAGACGAACAAGAGAUACGAUAGGCUUAAUUAAAUAAAAAAUACUACUUAUUAUUGUUAUUUCUCCUUAUUGCUUUGUCUGUGACAGUUUUGCAGAUCUUAAGAAAGAGGGCAGCUGGCUUGUCGAGGUAGGAUUUAAUUUCUGCAGCAUGAAAGUUGGUAUAGCAUGUUUUGUCAAUGACUGAAUGGCCGUUGUAAAUAAUCCCUUUCUUUGCACUAAAGUGAACUUGCAGAGGGACAAGGGCACCAAGAUACUAUCGUAUUGAGAAAAAAGGAAUAAAGACCCUUUCUUAAAAAAAUUAGGCCCCAAUAACUGUAGAUUCAAACAAAUUCUGCAUCCACCAGGCCAAAUACUGAGGGUGUUAUGAAAGUGAACAUGAUCUUUGCAGUAAAAUGAACAUCCUAAGAGGUUAAAAAAAAAACCUGAAAAAAUUCAGGCUUGACCAGGAAUCACACCCUGACCUUUGCUAUGAGGCAUUCUGCGUUUGUGUUAUAACAGAUGGUGGAAGUGACAUAAAUUGAUUUGUUUCAUUUAUUUCAAUUCACUGAGGGUGUUAAUUGGGAAAAUUAUAAAAUUAAGGUAAUAAAUAAAUAUAUGAAAAUUUGAAUAUAUGAAAAUCACAUGUAUGAUUUUCAUAUAUUCAAAACUUCAUCAUCAUCCUUUCAUGGGUUUAUAACGAACCAAUUCAAUGACCUGCUCCCAGUUGGCUUGUUACCUUAAUUGGUAGAACGCUGCAUCGGCAUCGCAGAGGUCAAGGGUUCGAAUCCCGUACAAGCCUGAAUAUUUUUCAGGCUUUCUUUUCGCAACUGCAAACGUUGCUUAUAUAACUGUGAUGAUCAUCCUUCCUUUAAUAUCCAAACAAUAAGAAAAAAAUGCACUUUAUUUGAGUGUCAAUGUAUCUAGCACAAAAAUACUAAUUGGUGAGCCAGGACUGCCUUUUUACGUGGUCAUCCAAGCCACGUGAAGGUCAAGCUGCUUGCAGUGCAAAAGGAGUACCUUCAUUUCUCUGUUAUUUUAAGACCCUGAGUAUUGGUCUGGCCCCGGGAACCCAACCUGCGACCUCCCACUCAGCAUUUAUUAAAGCGCUCUACCAAUUUAGCAAAUCCUGCCUGGGUAAACCAACUGAGCUAAUCCUGCCACGGUGAACAAUGUGAUAAAACCUGCCACUGUUUGGAUACAAAUUAGAAAGGGAGUGCAACAGUUUUUGAAGUUGAUCUUCCCCUCCUCUCUAAAUGAUGUUUUCUGUUUUGCCAGAUUAAAAAAAAAUCAUUCUCAUAGAAGGUGGGCCAGUCCUCCAACUCCACAGUCCUUAAUGUACAUGUAUUAGGAGAAUUAUUUUUAUAAGAGUCAUUAAGGCUAUGUAAAUAUAUUUUAUUUUCUCCUUAUCAUGUCCCAGCAAUAUUAUCUUUGUGCUUUUACAUCUUUUUUUUUUUUGGCUGGAUAGAGUUUGUGUAGCAAGAGACCCUUUUGUUGUUUUGAUUAAAUUGUAGUUUUAUGCACCAUGGUGUGGGUAUUGCAAGAAACUUGAACCAAUUUGGAUGGAAGUAGGCAGGACUCUUCAUGGUUCUGCUAUUAAAGUGGCCAAGUUAGAUGCUACCAGAUUCUCAAGUAUGACAUAUUUUAAUGUAGUUAUUAAGUGUUAAUAAAUAAUGAAUUUCAAUUUAUUUAUUAUUUGCUUCCAUAAUAGAUCAUUACAAAAAUGCAUGUGAUAGCAAGCCGAGCUGUUUUCUGGUCACUGUUCAGCUAUAAAGAGCUAAAACGUACCACAAAGCCAUUUUCAGGUCAUGCACUUUGCUGCUUUCUGAUCGGCGAUGAAAAAAUAUUAGCUUGCAAAGUUUGGGGAUGUGAGGAAAGCAAAAUUUUGAGAUACUUGUUGGGUUUGAAAGUGACACAGGAGUCUUGACUUUUUCGUUUUGCUUUAUCUUCUGCCCUCUUCUUCUACUUUUCUUGCCUCAUUUUUUUUUUUUACUGGGCAUUUAGUUGUCUUCAUUUCAGUGGGAAAGGUUUUUUGGGAAAGCUUUUAUGAUUAGAUGAAGGAAAGGUACAUGUAGGUGGGUAUUGGAACAAGAUUGUUCAUGAUUUUUGGGUCAAUGUUACAAUCAUGAAUUUUUGAUUUUUUCUCUGGUCUCCUUGACUGAACCAUGCUCUUUCUGGUAUGGUUUGAAAGAUGUCUUCAUCCUGCACAGGUUAGUUGACAAUGUUGUCCUUAACUAUUCAAACUGAUGACAUCACAAUUGGUAGAAGGAACGUUUGUCCACGUGGGUGUUACAAGCAGUUUAAGGGUGAAUGGAUUAAGUAAUUGUUUAGAUGUAAACUUUUCAUAGGUUAAUCAUAUCCAUAACCCAUUCGCCCCUGAGCCGCCCAUGCAGAUCCACGUCCUUUCUACCGCUUGUGACAUCAUCAUGAUAAUCCCAAGAUUCUAAAAGCUUUCCUAAAAACUUUUCCUACCAAAAUGAAGCCUACUAAAUGCUCAGCUGAGAAAAAAAAACGAGGCAAGAAAAGCAAAAAAAGUCCAGACUACUGUUACUUCUAAACCCUAAAACUCGAAAUUUUGCUUUCUGCGCAUGCCCGAACUUCGCAAGCUAAUAUUCUGCAUCUGGAUUAGAAGGCCGCGAAGUGUACGACCUGUAAAUGGCUUUGUGAUAAGUUUUAUCUCUUUAUUAUUAUAGCACGACAGUGACCAGAAAACUGCUUCACUUGCUUCAAAACACAUUUUUGGCAAAAUCUCCAGGCGGGGCGAAUGGGUUAGUAAGUAAUUUUGAUAACUCUUUCAGGUAUAGCAAGAGACUUCGGUAUUAGAGGUUAUCCUUCAAUUAAAUUGUGAGUAUAGCCUAAGUAGCAGUCAUCAAAAGGCCACUGAUGACUUUCUCGUAUGUGCCAUAAAUUUGUGUUCCCUAUGGCAACCUGUUCUUUUAACUUUUGUUGACUUUCAAUGCUUCUUUCAGAUGUAUAUUCUAGUUUGACCUGACCUUUUUCAUUUUGACCUGCAAUUUUAUAUGUUACUCACAUGAAUACUGCAGUGUUAGAGGAAAGCGUAUAAUCACCUUUGAAGGAGAACGCACAGUUCAAGAUAUUGUUCAGUUUGCUGAGCGAGCCAACAGGUAUCUCAAUCAUUUUUUUCCAGUCCAUAAACCCACCAUCUAUGUAAAUUGUAAAUGACGGAAGAUCCUGUUAACUUGAACUCAGUUAACUCAAAUUCUUGACUAACUCAAGUUAAUUAAAUUUACCUUUCUUUUUGGCUUUAUUUUCUAUUUUUAUUUCUAUUUUACCCUGAAAACUUACCCCCCCCCCCCAUUUCAAGCUUUUAGUAGUUUCUCUCGGGUUGUGCAACUUUUGCUAUCACCAUAUGUUUGUUUUACGUGGUCAUACACUGCGUAUUCCAACGACCACCAUCACAUAUCGUAUAAUCAAUCACUUGAAGUUUAUUGAUACUAAAAUUUGUAGCAACUGAAGCAAUUAUAUUAUUUGAUCUGAAACAGAGCAAUACAAUAUUCGUCGUUACGCAACUUACUUUAAUAUAAUCUCUAGAACAAUGAAUUCACUGAAAAAUACCUCAAUAAGAAACUCUAAUGUCACAAUCAUGCUUUACUCACUUCUGUGGCGGAUCGUAGCUUAAAAACGGGUUAGCGGUAAACUGGUUAGCUUGAAUCUCUUGUACUGGUGAGCACUACCGGUUAGCAAAAUACUUCUGAUUGAAACCCAACAAUGUGUAAAACAGCAUAAAAUCUAGUAAUCUCAAAAUGUCAAUCAAUGUCCUUAAUCUUUAACUAAAUCAAUGUUUGUAAUCACGAGUUUAUUUCCGGUUCUGUUAACGAAACACCAUAAAUAACCUGUUCAAUGUUAAUUUUUUUAAAAGUAUGGUGGAACCCCGCAAAUACAGUCACCAAUGGGCCAAAAAAAUUUGGCUGGAUAGGUGACCAUAUUAACGAGGGUAUUCUUACAAGAAAAUGUAUGGCCAAUUUAUAUGGUUGUAAGGCGGCAUUUUACUGUAUAUGUUACAGGUCAAAUUUGAUUUCAGGUUAAAAGUUUUUAACCUAGAUUUAUUCUCUAAUGUUUCCUUUGCAUUUGUUACAGGUCAAAAUUAAAUUCAGGUUAAAAUUUUUAACCUAGGUUGAUUCUUUGUUGAUUCAUGGUUUAAGGCUGGGAGACAAAGGAAGUUGAAAAUCAACCUAGGUUAAAAAAGUUUAACUUGAAUUUAAUUUUGACCUGUUUCAUAUUCUAUGGUUCGGAGACAUUGGAAAUUGACAGUCAAACUACAAUCAGUGCCAAAAUUAGUUGGGACACUUCCCUUGAAAGGUCCUCUCCAACGUUUUGCUAACUCAAAAAACGUAAAAUAAAGCUGUCCCUCCCCUAUCCCUUCCGCGCAAUGUUGUGCCGCUGUUUGAGCUACCUGUAGAAAACAACAAAACACCUUGAUCUACUUCGAACAAAUGGUAGGGUCGAGGGCUGUGGAUUGGUUUUCUUCUCUGAUGCUACCCAAUUUGAGGACAAUGUCCCAACAAUUUUGUAGCUGAUUGUUGGUUAAAUCAAAAUUGAGUCAGAUUUUGACCUGUAACGUACAUAUAAGUAAUGUAUUGUGGUCUCUUUGUAUCAGGCCUGCAGUAACAGAGCUUCAUAACACGGAGCAAGUAGAAAGAGUAAGAAAAGAGAAAAAUGUUUGCUUUUUCCUGGUAACAAGCAAUGAGAAUUCUCAAUUGUCAGAGAAAAUUAAGGUAAUAUUUGAAUCUAUUGUUGGUUGA
Molecule: messenger RNA, 4961 nt
Organism: Porites lobata
Lineage: Eukaryota; Metazoa; Cnidaria; Anthozoa; Scleractinia; Poritidae
Source: the annotation of a GenBank genome assembly